AUGGACUCCGAGAAUGUGUUCGACAUGUACUAUGCUCCCGAGGCUCCUGAAGCUCAUGCGAGCAAGAGGAAAUCGAGCAAGCGACAUCAGGGGGAAAGCAGUAAAGCGCCUCCGGCCAAGAAAUCCCGUACUGCAGACCCUUUGACAGACGGUCCAUCAACAAAUGCAACACCACCUCCUCCUCUCGAGCAGCAAACUCCUCCUGCUCCGGUUGGGUCGACCCCUUCUCCACCGGCUCCAACCGACCAGACUCAACAGGCUACUCCAACUUCCACAGGGGGCGACCUAUUGAGUCGUGCCCUAAGAUCAGCCAAAGACAGGAUUGCCAAAAUUUUGAAGCACGAACAUUACCGAGAGGCGAUGGCAAUGCUGACUGUUACUGCUAGCCAGCUCCGCUCGGGUGCUAUCACCGAGCAGUCCAGGAAUUUCGAGCAACGACAUGCCGAAGAACUCAAAGCUGCCGAAGCGAAAUAUGUUGAACAGCUUGAGGCAGCUCAGAAGACAAAUGCAGCAUUGCUCGAGGUAAAGAACAAGCUGGCGGAGGAGUUAAGGGAGAAGCAGACUGCGCUGGAUAAGGAGGCUAAUUUCAGCUAUAUUCUCGAGCGCACAAGGCAUGCUGAGAUAGCCCAACGUGUUGCUCGAUUGGCGGAAGAAGAGAGAGCAAGGAUACUUGCCUCGCCCGAAAUCUCAUUGGCCGCUGGCGUAGAAUAG
Humulus lupulus (European hop) is the source of this 711-nucleotide messenger RNA. RefSeq lists its product as uncharacterized. The transcript has 3 exons. The record is from RefSeq and is a predicted model, not a curated record. NCBI's taxonomy places the organism in Eukaryota, Viridiplantae, Streptophyta, Magnoliopsida, Rosales, Cannabaceae. The coding region runs from base 1 to 711 and encodes 236 amino acids.